Dermacentor albipictus is the source of this 2232-nucleotide messenger RNA. RefSeq names its product GS homeobox 2-like. Gene Ontology annotation, cellular component: nucleus. The record is from RefSeq and is a predicted model, not a curated record. Gene Ontology annotation, molecular function: DNA-binding transcription factor activity, RNA polymerase II-specific; RNA polymerase II cis-regulatory region sequence-specific DNA binding. Gene Ontology annotation, biological process: regulation of transcription by RNA polymerase II. NCBI's taxonomy places the organism in Eukaryota, Metazoa, Arthropoda, Arachnida, Ixodida, Ixodidae.
UGUUGUUUUCCUCACAAACAUCGACUUCUGUUGCUGGCGUCGGAUUCGAUAGUCGAUGAAGCCCGUGCAAUGAAGUUCGUGCGACCCUCGGUGCCUGUCGGUGUUUGCAUCUCCCGCCGUCUCCGUCGAGGGGAAACGAAUGAAGAUACUAUCUAACCGGCCAUCCGCUGCGGCUGCGCAGGUCUUCGAAGCCGCCCAGGGACCGGUCGAAGUCUCGAAGUACAGCCGCCGUGUCGAGCUGGCUGACACCCCUGCUCCCGCCGUCGCCCGCCCUGGCACACCACCACCAACAGCAUAUGUUCUGUCGGAGGCCAGCGUCACACGCGGCUUCAUCACCUCCGCUGCUGCCACCUCACGCACCGUCGUGGUUUCCCUGUUGUACACUGUGUGUGCGCGGGACCCAGGCCAGCGCGCUUCCGGGAGCUGCCGCGUUGCUCGUGUCCGGUUCGCCCUUGCAGCGAGAGGCCCUGGAGUUCCAGGCGAGUGUCUUCCAGCAGCAGCAGCAGCAGCUUCGUCACCACGACCUCGAACACUACGCUGCGGCCGCUGCCGCAGCCGCGACGGUUGCCGGAACCACCGCGGACGACGGACGCAAGUCUGCACGCCCGGACUGCGGCGGAUCGCUCUCUCCAGUGCUUGGAGUCCCCGGCGGACAAGUCAAAACUGAAAAAGGUCUGUCUCCAAACGGCGUCGGCAGCGGCUCCUCGGCCGCGGGCGACGACAGUUCAAGCGGCGCCGGCGCUGGUGGCGGCAAGCGGGUGCGCACGGCGUUCACGAGCACCCAGCUGCUGGAGCUGGAGCGCGAGUUCACCUCCAACAUGUACCUGUCACGGCUGCGGCGCAUCGAGAUCGCCACCUACCUCAAGCUGUCCGAGAAGCAGGUCAAGAUCUGGUUCCAGAACAGGCGCGUCAAGUACAAGAAGGAGAGUAGCCACGGGCGCCGGCAGCUGCCGCCAAACCACCAGUGUCAAUGCAACGCCGCCGCUCUGCGAUUCGCGAGGAGACAGGAUCUGUCGCUGUCGAACAAGUGUGAGGCCGGAGCAAAGCCCGCGAAGUCGUCGACACCGUCGGGAGACAGCGAGGAUGACGCUGAACUGAACGUGUGCAGCUCGUCGCAGGACUCGGCCGACGCUUGCGCGCACGCGAUGAACACGGACUGCGAGGAGAGCGACGGUUGAUGUUGGUGCACUUCGACUUGGACAAGUCUCGCUGGUUUCGUACUCUGGCUUCCGAGCUGCUAGUGCCGCGGCUGCUCUGCACUUUUGGAAACGGCAGUCACUGGCCGCUUUUUGAACUAUACCCACAAAUGCCUCAUGUUGAGGAGGAGUAGGAGUGUUGCUACAGCUGCAGGCGGACUUAGCCUCGCAAAACAUACCCGUGAUUGCGUCGCCGUGGCGCUACUAAUCGAGUGCGGCAGGAUCUGAAGCCCACUACAAUACAGCUGGAUUGCACAAGGGCAUCUGGUAACACGGCAGACGAAUAAAGCCGAGGUUGGAUUUGAACCGAGGUGCAACAGAUUGUGUGCCAUUGAUUUCACGUUUCCCUGCUAUUCCACCCACACGGCUCAAUAACCAUGCUACAGCUCUGUAUUAGGGCUGCAGCUCUACAUCAGUCCUCCGGAAGUUGUGGAUUGCUGUAGAAUCCAUGCCGUAGGAGUGAAGAACGCUUUGUGAGCAGAGUGAGUGCAAGCCUGGUUAAUUCUCAUGGCCUCCAAAGUGACGGUGCAACCUCUGUUCGGCAUCUACGGACGCCAAAUCUUGAUGUUACUUGCACGAUGUUAGCAAAUGCCUGAAGUUGGGAACGAUUGAACUAUCCAGGCCUUGGAAUGAAUUAAUGUUCGCAAGGAGGAUGGUGGCUUAUCUGAAGCGGAGAGAAGCUCGAGCUAUACUUCCGAGAUAAUGUCACGACCGUUGGUAUAGACUGUGUUGACAUUCACGCGGCGAUUGUGCUUUCAUAAUAUUGUGACGCAGCCGUUUGAUGUUUUUGGAAGCGACAUGCUGCUUCGUCGUUCAUAUUGAACUAACAGAACUCAGAACAUGAUGUUGUGAGAGACGCAGAGUGCGCGACACGCUGAGCGCUCUUACAAGGAAGAGCUGACGCUUGUUUUUGAAGAUAAUCAUCUACAGCAAUCUGAUAACUCCUGAUCAGCAUAACUGUACUGAUUAAAGAUUUAUAGAAGUGCCGUGGUUGCUACUGCGCUUUGAAAACAUACAUUUAAUGUGCGAAUAAAAG